This is a messenger RNA of Solanum dulcamara, 1525 nucleotides long. RefSeq names its product AT-hook motif nuclear-localized protein 10-like. NCBI's taxonomy places the organism in Eukaryota, Viridiplantae, Streptophyta, Magnoliopsida, Solanales, Solanaceae. The record is from RefSeq and is a predicted model, not a curated record. The coding region runs from base 138 to 1286 and encodes 382 amino acids. The transcript has 5 exons. Gene Ontology annotation, molecular function: minor groove of adenine-thymine-rich DNA binding.
AAUUAAUAAAACCCUAAAUUUGCAAAACAUAUCAAACUCUCUUUUUUUCCCCUUUCUCCUUUUUCUUUAGCACAGUGAAAACACCUUCUUCUUCUUCUUUUCUUCUUUUUUUUUUACAGUGAAUUCUUUGCUCUCUUAUGGAUUCUCAAGAAUCACCAUUAGUACACCACCCACCCCAAUUUCUACCACCACCCCUACCCCCACAUAGCCAUGGAAUAAUGGCGGCACCACCAACCCCACCACCACCUCAAUCCCAACCCCAAACCCAACUCCACCAACAAGAACAACCAAACUCCUACAUUUUACCCACAAAUGCCAUUUUUCAGCAACCCCAACAACAACAUAACCUUCAAUUUCCUUUCAAUUCAGUUUCUGGGCAAAACCCAAAACCCAAUUUUCUCGAUCAUUCUGACGGAUCAUCUGUUGCUGCUGCUGCUUCUGCUGCUGGGGCUGGGGCUGGGGCUAAGAAGAAGAGAGGUCGGCCGAGGAAGUAUUCUGCUGAUGGUAACAACGGUUUGGGUCAUUCUCCUACUCCAAUUGCACAAAUUCCGGUGAAUCAUGCUGAUUCUGGCGGUGGUGGUGUUAAUGGGGCUUCUUCUUCCGAAAACCCCUCUAAGAAGGGUCGUGGGAGGCCCCCGGGCUCCGGAAAGAAGCAAAAGCAAGAAGCUUUAGGUGCAGUUGGAUUUGGAUUUACGCCACACAUAAUCCCUGUGCACACCGGGGAGGACAUUGCAAAUAAGGUAAUGACUUUCUCACUGCAAGGACCACGGGCAGUUUGUAUUCUAUCUGGCACUGGAGUCGUAUGUAAUGUCACCCUCCGGCAGUCUAUAAUAGGUGGUGGCACUGUGACGUAUGAGGGUCAAUUUAACAUCAUCUCGUUAUCGGGGUCUUUCUUGCUGUCAGAAAAAAAUGGUAACCGUAGCAGAACAGGUGGUCUUAGCGUGUCACUAUCUGGGCCAGAUGGUAGAGUUUUGGGCGGAGUUGUUGCUGGAAGUCUCAAGGCUGCCUCUCCGGUACAGCUGGUUGUGGGUAGCUUCAUUCCAGAAAAGGAAAAGCCUAUGUCUGAGGCACCAUCUUCAACUCCACCUCCCAAUAUGUUGAAUUUUUGUGCUCCGGUCACUGAGGCGAGCUCUCCUUCCCCGGGUGCCUCAAGUGACUCAGCUGAUGAGAACGGUGGUAGCCCUCUCAGUCACGAACGAGGACCUUUUGGUAAUACUGCUCAACCUAUGCAUAAUUCUGCUCAACCAAUGCACGGUAUCCCAACGUACUGGGGUCAAGCAAUGUGAAAAAGCUUCCUUCGAUUUCUUGAUUCCCGCCACUGAUCGCAAAUCCGAAUGGGGCAGAUUUUAGGCCUUAGGUUUAGUUCUUGACUUCAGCUUGCUUUCAAUUUUAGUCGUAGUAUAUGUUAGGGCAGAUUUGUUUAUUCUCAAAUUGACAAACCAAUGCAAUUAUAUUAGCAAACUUUCUUCUGGAUUAGGUCUUAAUGCAAUUUCUCCUUGUUGCCAUAAUAGUGCUUUCUUUCUUA